Messenger RNA from Monosiga brevicollis MX1, 1092 nucleotides. RefSeq lists its product as uncharacterized. The transcript has 7 exons. Gene Ontology annotation, molecular function: iron-sulfur cluster binding. The record is from RefSeq and is a predicted model, not a curated record. Gene Ontology annotation, cellular component: cytoplasm. Lineage: Eukaryota; Choanoflagellata; Craspedida; Salpingoecidae. The coding region runs from base 48 to 896 and encodes 282 amino acids. Gene Ontology annotation, biological process: iron-sulfur cluster assembly.
GUGACGCGUGCGUGCGACCUUUGAACGGCAUUCGGACGACCAGGAGCAUGGCCGACUUGCAGGGCAAAGCCGUUUUGACCAUUGCUGUGCCCGAGGCCAAAGCCGACCAGAUCGAGGCCGAAAUUUUGCGCUUGCGUGCCGCAACUACCGAGGCUGGCAGCGUGCAGCUCGAGCAGUUUGAUCGCCUGGAGCAGGUGUUCUUGGCCCCGAGCAGCUAUGAUGUCAUCUUUUCGGGCCACAUUGCUCUCCCCGCCAAAAGCCAUGCCGACAGCGCCCUCGCCAAGCUGGCCGCGGCUCUCAAGCCCGGAGGCCGCCUCGCCCUGCGGGAAAGCCUCAACAGUCGAAACGAGACAGCCCUGCGCUCGGCUUUGACCAUGGGUGGGUUUGUUAAUGUGCAAGUCUCCACCUCGGAACACGCACUCGAAGCACAUGCCGACAAGCCAGUCUACGAAGUUGGCGCAGCUGCACCACUCAAGCUUAGCUUUGCCAAGAAGAAGCAGUCUGGCGCCGCAGCCCCCGCCGCACAGGUGGCUGAAGUUUGGACCAUUGCCACCGAUGAUUUUGACGACGACGAUUUGCUCGAGAAUGACGGCGAUGAAUUGCUUGACGCCGAGGACCUGGCCUUGGCCACAACUGCCCCCGAAGGUGACGAUUGUGAAGUCGGGGCUGGGGGCAAGCGUCGCGCUUGCAAAAACUGUACCUGCGGCCGGGCCGAUGCCGAGGCCGAACAAGCCGCCAAGCCCACCCUCACAGGACCUUUGCCCGCCUCGAGCUGUGGUAACUGCUAUCUGGGAGACGCCUUCCGAUGCGCUUCCUGUCCUUACCUGGGCAUGCCGGCGUUCAAGCCAGGCGAGAAGGUCACGCUGAGUGAUCGCCAGCUCAAGGCCGACGCUUAAACUCCUUUAGAACUUGGUUUUAUUAGUGUGCCUUUGACGCAGGUUCUGUUUUGUCUUUGUGCUGAUCGCCACCCUUGCAGUGGGCACUGCUGUUUGGCUUUUUGUCUUUUUUUUUCUUCUCGCCCUUUCGCUGGGCUCACCUCUCCCCUCCCAUCCCAGCUCUCUUCGAAUCAACAUGCAUGCCAUGCAAACUUUU